AUGGUGCUCAACGGAGCUGUGUGGCUGAGUGAUCUUUGUCCAGAUGGACUAGUGCCUUUAACAAACGAGAGAAACGUGAGAACAUGUCAAACGCAAUGCCCUAGAGAGGCUCGUUGUGUGCAAGGGAUUUGCUGUGCUUUACCACCAAAUUGCAACGAUUUUACGCACAAAUUCGAGACAAAUCUCGUCUGUUUGCCGAAAUUCAAACAAAAUUGCCCAAAAAACGCGAAAUGCGUGGAAAGUAGUCGACCAGCGCAAUCGAUUUGUUGCUCAGCAAUACCACCGGAACUCACCAGAAUCAUCGGGCAUAGACCAUUAGAAACUGUUUGUCCAGCUGAUCAUCCGGUGCUCGGCUUUGAGCGUCGUGGACUUCAAGUGUGCAAGAAUUGCGAGCGAGGACUAUGCGUCCCAUUUCGAAACUCGGAGGUGAUGAUUUGUUGUCACUCGCACGAGUCUCUUUGCGGCGUUGAGUCUGAAAUUUGCGGUGCUGGUUGUGCUCGUUUCGAGAAAUGCGAGAGUUUAGCUGGUGGUCGAUGGUGUUGUCCAAGAGGGGAGGAAGAGGUCGAGAUGUGUCCCGGGGAAAUACCAACCUCUGGAAUUUGUUCUUUAAAUCAUCCGGAUUGCGGUAGUGGGAAUGUUUGUGUUGCUACAGAGUCAGGUCUGGGUUUUAUCUGUUGUCCGGAUCCAGGGAUCGUCUCGCUCACUCGUUUGUUGAAAGGAAUGACUCCUCUACCAUCACCGCCAACAACGACAAAAGCUCCGACAAUUCGAACAUUCCCUCCAUUCACUCCACCAAACACAAAGGAACCAAUUUCGAUGACUUUCCCACUAAACAUUCAACAAUCAACAAAAGUCAAAAACAACUCAAACAAGCCGACAAAAAACCCGAGAAAAAAGCUGAUCACAACAACGGAAAUUUCAACGAUUCCUAUCGUUUGCCCUCAGGGUGGCCCACCAAUGGGAAUUCAAGAUGCCUUUUUGAUGUGUCCAGAAAUUGGAGCACCAUGUCCACGAGCUGGCUACACUUGUCAAGAGACGAACAUCGGGGAUUAUUACUGUUGUCCGAUGGGAGUUGAUGAGUGGGAACUUGAAGAACUUUCACCGAAGGUACCAAAGCCGAUUUCAACCACAACUGCAGCUCCAUGGUUGGCUUUGUUGACCUUGUUGCCAAAGAGUACCACAACGACGACAACGACACCGAGCUUUUGGCUAACAACAACUUCUCGCCCAAUCCCAUCGACUCUUUUCCCUCGUGUUCCCGCGAAAUGUCCUUUCGGUCAUCACUCAAUCAUUGAGCUGAAUGGAGAGUUGAGGAGUUGUGCGGGAUGGUUCGAUUUCACUUGCCCAUUGACCUACAGUUGUAUGGCCUCUUCAACGACUUUGUCCUACAUUUGCUGUAAAUUGAAUCACACAAUGCACGACGAGUUAUCACGUUUU
This is a messenger RNA of Mesorhabditis belari, 1437 nucleotides long. Lineage: Eukaryota; Metazoa; Nematoda; Chromadorea; Rhabditida; Rhabditidae. The record is from the annotation of a GenBank genome assembly.